Molecule: messenger RNA, 1348 nt
Organism: Bursaphelenchus xylophilus (pine wood nematode)
Lineage: Eukaryota; Metazoa; Nematoda; Chromadorea; Rhabditida; Aphelenchoididae
Source: the annotation of a GenBank genome assembly
AUGGAAACAUUGGCCGAGCAUCCGAAAGUUCGGAUAAAAGAUCCCGAGAAGGUCAGCCAAAAGUUGAGUAAAAUCAUCGCGGAUGGAUUCGAGAAGUUGCUGGUAAGUUGAGAUUCAGGGGCGUACGGUGGACAUCUGGGAGGGGAAGGUCGAGUACCACAGGUCUGUGGCAUGCACUUACCUCUGGCAAAACCCGUAGAAUUGUGGCAGCCAUUUGCACCACGAAGUUUUUGCCCUUACCAUUUUUUCCUUCGUCCCCACCUCACCCACAAGCGAGCCCCAGGAUUGGUUUAUAAGGACCAUUUUUAGGUGAUCUCGGACUUUGAUUACACCUUCAGCCGAUUCCGUGACGCUGAUGGCGGAGAGUGUUGGACUACUCAUGGUGUAUUUGAAGCAGCUGCCAAGCAUGUUAGCGAAGAGUUGGUUAAGGAGUUUGAUCGUUUGAAGACGAAAUAUCUCAAAAUUGAAUUCGAUCCAACAAUGUCGAUAGAAGAGAAGACCCCUUAUAUGGAAGAAUGGUGGGGAGUGUCGUGGAUAACAUAAAUACUAUGACUUUAGGUGGAGAGACUCUCAUCAGUACAUAAUCGACCACAAAUUUGACCUUCAAACCAUAACCGAAGCGGUCCGGGAGUCUAAAGUUCGAUUCAGAGAUGGCGCCAUUGAUUUCCUUCGAUGUGUUUGCUCACAUAACGUUCCAUUGGUCCUAUUCAGUGCGGGAAUUGGGAACAUAAUUGAAAUCUUCCUUGAUCAGAAUAUGCACGAGAUCCCAAAGAACUUGCACAUUAUCUCCAAUAUGAUGCUUUUUGAUGAAGAGGUGAGAUUGACGGCUAAUGCUGUAGUUAUAAUAUGUAUCAUUGAAUAUGUUAAGUAUCAUGGUUUCAGAACAAAUGUAAGGCCUUCACUGAACCUUUGAUCCACACCUUCAACAAGAAUGCGUCAGUUGUUGGUCAAGAACGACCGUUUUUCCAUUCUAUCGCCUCCAGAACGAACGUUCUCCUUCUUGGAGACUCACUCGGAGAUCUUCACAUGGAUGUGGGAGUGGAGAGAGAAGGUGUUGCCCUCAGAAUUGGGUUCCUUAACUUUAAUUUUGAGUCAUUAUAUCCGAAAUACUUUGAUUCAUACGAUAUCGUAUUAUGGGAUGACCAGACGAUGGACGUUCCUUCUCAAAUAUUCACUCAUAUCCAUGAAAAUAUUACGGCUAAGAAUGAAGAGAAUAGCAAAGAAGAAGGUAAGAGAUCUUUAUCAGGAACUAAACUUGACCUAGUGCAAUAUAUGUCAUCUAUUUCUUACAGUUCGCUCAAAUGGAAAUGAAGAAUCUCGCCAACUGGCCACUGAAGUGCAGGCCUAG